This is a messenger RNA of Oncorhynchus nerka (sockeye salmon), 645 nucleotides long. RefSeq names its product G protein-coupled receptor kinase 3-like. The record is from RefSeq and is a predicted model, not a curated record. Bases 59 to 595 code for a protein of 178 amino acids. The transcript has 6 exons. Gene Ontology annotation, biological process: G protein-coupled receptor signaling pathway; regulation of signal transduction; protein phosphorylation. Gene Ontology annotation, molecular function: G protein-coupled receptor binding; ATP binding; G protein-coupled receptor kinase activity. NCBI's taxonomy places the organism in Eukaryota, Metazoa, Chordata, Actinopteri, Salmoniformes, Salmonidae.
CAAAACUCCUGUUUGUGUUCAGCCGUACAUUGUGGAGAUCUGUGACAGUCUGCGAGGGAUGAUCUUCCGCAAGUUCAUAGAGAGUGACAAGUUCACUCGUUUCUGCCAGUGGAAGAAUGUGGAGCUGAACAUCCAUUUGACGAUGAAUGACUUCAGUGUCCAUCGUAUCAUUGGUCGAGGGGGUUUCGGGGAGGUGUACGGCUGCAGGAAGGCUGACACCGGCAAGAUGUAUGCCAUGAAGUGUUUGGAUAAGAAGAGGAUCAAGAUGAAGCAGGGAGAGACUCUGGCUCUGAACGAGAGAAUCAUGUUGUCCCUUGUCAGCACAGGGGACUGUCCGUUCAUAGUGUGUAUGACAUACGCCUUCCACACACCAGACAAACUCUGUUUCAUUCUGGACCUGAUGAACGGAGGGGACCUACACUACCACCUGUCCCAGCAUGGUGUGUUCAGUGAGAAGGAGAUGCGUUUCUACGCAGCAGAGAUCAUCUUGGGACUAGAACACAUGCACAACCGCUUCGUCGUCUACAGAGACCUCAAGGUAGGACUCUCCAUACACCUUUUAAUCACAUCCCCUCUUUCUAGUUGUUCUAUCUAGAGACCUGACUGCUGUAUACCUCCUUUAUCCCUCUGUUUAUCUCUCCCUCU